UCAGGGUUUUGUUGUAUACGCGACGCGUUUUCAUUUUCUACACCUUCACUGCAGCUCAUGAUGGUUUAAAAGGACAGUACCGUGUGCUGUUUGAUCAGCAUUCGUUUGCUGGUCAAUGAGGAAAGAGUAACAAUAAAAAAAGUUCCUCGCUUUGCCACUCAUCGAUUUUGGGAAUUGAAAAGUCUCACCUUUGUGUGCUCAUCACGAGACAUCCCCCCCACAUCAUUUCUCAAUUGUUGUCAGCAAUUUCUGUGCCGUUUAAUUCACGCAAAAGAAACUAUAGAGAAAAAAAACCCAACACUCAAGUCAACACCGCAAAUUCCAGUCAUGAACGUUGUGGCUAUUUUAGCUUUCGUUGUCGCAGUAGCCUGGGCUGCUCCUCCUGUUAAUCGCGGAUCAGAUUAUGCUCCAGCAGCGGUUGAUCCAUAUGCGGCGGCUCAAAUGCGUUACUUAAACUAUCCAUUUAGUAGUUCCGAUGGAUCUGAUGAAGAUGAAGACAUUCACCGACAAUGGAACGAUUUCCUUAUUAAUUACCUUCCAAUGCUGACGAAAACGGCUGUUGCACCUGGAACGUACGCUGGUUCGUAUCACGGCACGCCGACAUACAUCGCUGGACCACCAGGUCCGGCCGGACCGAAAGGAGACACUGGAGACAGAGGAGAACCCGGUGCACCCGGUGCAUUUGGUCCCCAGGGACUGCCUGGUUUGGAUGGAGCUCCUGGACCUCAAGGAGAAAAGGGUAGCGAUGGAGCACCUGGACAGGACGGUGCACGUGGUGAAAAGGGAGAAAAGGGAGAAUCAGGAUAUAAUGGCGCACCUGGAUCAGAUGGUUCACCUGGAGCUCCAGGAAAAGACGGUCAAACUGGGCCAGCUGGACCUCAAGGACCCAAAGGUGAAACCGGUGCUCCUGGUCAAUCGUACGCGACUGCUGGACCACCAGGAACCCCUGGACUUCCUGGCAAAGACGGAGCCCCAGGUGCUCCAGGGUAUACGGGACCACAAGGACCGCAAGGGCCAUCUGGAAAAGACGGAGCUCCUGGUCCAAAAGGCGACACUGGCUCUAAAGGAGAAAAAGGAGACUCUGGAUCACCUGGAACUCCAGGUAAAGAUGGACUCCCUGGUGCACCCAGUUACGUAGCCGGACCUACAGGACCUCAGGGACCAGCUGGUGCUCCAGGUGCCCCUGGUAAAGAUGGCCUUGAUGGAUAUGCAGGCACCCCGGGUAAAGACGGAAAAGAUGGCGCUCCAGGCUUCCCAGGUCCUCAGGGCGAAAAAGGGGAUAGCGGAAAAGACGGCAUGCCUGGUCCUCAAGGUCCUCAAGGACCAGCUGGUUAUCCUGGACCCUCUGGCUCCGAAGGUCCUACUGGUCCCGUUGGACCUGCUGGACCUGAAGGAAAACCCGGUUUCGAUGGAAGCAAUGGUGAACCAGGCUAUCCUGGACCUGUUGGACCUGAAGGACCACAUGGACCGCAGGGAUUACCGGGGGUACCAGGACCCCAAGGACCUAAGGGUAACACGGAACCAAUCGGUUACACCGCUCAUUCUGGAACCGAAUCGCACGGCCAAAAGGGUGGCUCUGGUGUUUCGGGAGUGUACCUACCUGUGGUCGCCAUUCAAACAGCUGGAUUCAACGGAUAUCAAAAUUCCGGAUACGGUCUACCUGAGAACUGGUAUCAAUCCUCAUCCUAUAAGAGCGAUGGUCAGUCCUCCACCUAUAAGAGCGAUGGUCAGUCCUCCACCUAUAAGAGCGAUGACCAUUCCUCAAGCUAUCAGAGCGAUGGUCAGUCCUCCAACAAGUCUGACGAAGACAGGGCUUAAACGUUAAAUAAUAAUCGGAUGAAAAUGUGCAACCGCCGUUCAUCUUUCUCGACUCAAAUCAUAAAAUGGAAUCAGAGAACAUAUUAUAUUAAAGCAAAUUAUUCUGCUAUAUUCAUAUUCAUUCAUUUCAAAAAAUUACGUUUCAGAUAAUAUAACCGUCACGGAAUAAUUGGACAGUGAUUAAUAAACGCUAAAUAAAACAA
This is a messenger RNA of Daphnia magna, 2021 nucleotides long. RefSeq names its product collagen alpha-1(I) chain. Bases 328 to 1818 code for a protein of 496 amino acids. The transcript has 5 exons. NCBI's taxonomy places the organism in Eukaryota, Metazoa, Arthropoda, Branchiopoda, Diplostraca, Daphniidae. The record is from RefSeq and is a predicted model, not a curated record.